CACGGCUUCGGUGGCCUGGCCUUCACGCGAUCUCCUUCGACGGCGGCGCGAACCAUAAAAAAAAAGAGGGGUAGGUAACCCUUUCUAGGGUUAGGGGUUCGAUCGACGCCGGAGAAGGAUGCCGAAGAACAAGGGAAAGGGAGGGAAGAAUCGCAAGAGGGGAAAGAACGAGGCCGACGACGAGAAGCGCGAGUUGGUCUUCAAGGAGGACGGCCAGGAGUACGCCCAGGUCCUCCGGAUGCUUGGCAACGGCCGUUGCGAGGCAACGUGCAUCGACGGAUCCAAGAGACUCUGCCACAUCCGCGGUAAGAUGCACAAGAAGGUGUGGAUUGCAGCAGGGGACAUCAUCCUCGUCGGCCUCCGCGACUACCAGGACGACAAGGCCGACGUCAUAUUCAAGUAUAUGCCCGACGAGGCCCGUCUCCUCAAGGCCUACGGUGAGCUUCCUGAGAACAUCCGCCUGAACGAGGGCAUUGGAGGCCUCGACGAGGAGGACGAGGGUGGUGCUGACGACUAUAUCGAGUUCGAGGACGAAGAUAUUGACAAGAUCUAAGGUAGUGAUGGGAUCGAUUGGGCCUUCUUUCUAUCUCUCGAAUGUUUCAAUUUCAGUUUAGUUUAUUGUACGUCUAAAUUUGCUGCUUGAAUGUUUUAAAGUAUUUCAUAAACCAAGUACGAAGAUGCUUAUUUGCUGUGUUUUGUGAUUCUUAUAUUUAGAUAUAUAUAUAAAAAAAUCCUAUCUUUGAGCA
Molecule: messenger RNA, 746 nt
Organism: Zingiber officinale
Lineage: Eukaryota; Viridiplantae; Streptophyta; Magnoliopsida; Zingiberales; Zingiberaceae
Product: eukaryotic translation initiation factor 1A-like
Exons: 1
Coding region: 119-553 (144 amino acids)
Biological process (GO): translational initiation
Cellular component (GO): cytoplasm
Molecular function (GO): translation initiation factor activity; RNA binding
Source: RefSeq, a predicted model, not a curated record